AUGAACCCCGUUUCUGUAACUAAAAUGAAACGCCACCCCAAAAACCCAAGCCAGCAAGCAAACAGAAAAGUAUUCUCAGGCAGUUCAGGCACAAGCAGACGCUGUGCCCUGUCACAGCCCCGAGCGUCACCGGCCCCCCGCUACCGCCGCCAGACCCGUUACCUUCGGCCGCCGUUCCCGGGGUGGGUGCGGGAGGACGGGCCGCCAGCCGCAGUGCCCGGGCAGGGCUGGCCCGGAGCCUCGGUAGCGGCCACCACGCUGCCCAAGGCUAACGCCCGCCCGCGGGCUGCGCCGGCGGGCCCGGGGAGAGACGGGGAGCGGGGUCCCGCCGCGCCGCGCCCCAGCGGGAGGGACCGGGAGGGACGGGGCGGGGCGGCCGCGCUUCGCCCCGGCGCUUGCUGCGCCCCUCGCUCCGUGCACGGCUCGGGGCGGGGACCCGGUAAGUUCGCGCCCGUUGUUGCCUGCGAACGGCAAAGUUGGCGUCGCACAGAACCGGGCGGGCGGCACAGGGACAGACAUAGCCCCUCGCCACCGGGUGACCCCGACCCACCCCGCAGCCCCCUCUCACCUCAGGCACUGCCUCCUCCCCGCCGGGACGGAGGACCGGGGAAGGCGCCGGCUGCUCUCCGAUUCAUCGCGGCGCUGCGCCCCGCUCCCGGCUCCCCAGCCCCACCGGGGUCGCUGCAGAUCGCCGCGGCCCCGCCGCCGCCGCCGCAGCAGCAGCAGCACCCAGUGCCGGCCGCGGAGCGCCGCCUGCCGCCGGGGGCACCCCCCCAUCCCCAGGGCGAGCUCCCGCCCCGCCGCCGCCGGGCUAGGAGAGCGGCGGGCGCAGCGCUGACCCCCAUCCGCCCCGCGGGGCAUCGUCCUCGUCGGGUUGUGCCCGGCUGCAAAGCGGCUAGGAGGUAA
Strigops habroptila (Kakapo) is the source of this 906-nucleotide messenger RNA. RefSeq names its product basic proline-rich protein-like. The record is from RefSeq and is a predicted model, not a curated record. NCBI's taxonomy places the organism in Eukaryota, Metazoa, Chordata, Aves, Psittaciformes, Psittacidae. The coding region runs from base 1 to 906 and encodes 301 amino acids. The transcript has a single exon.